Molecule: messenger RNA, 549 nt
Organism: Meloidogyne enterolobii
Lineage: Eukaryota; Metazoa; Nematoda; Chromadorea; Rhabditida; Meloidogynidae
Source: the annotation of a GenBank genome assembly
AUGAAAAUUAAUUUAUAUCCGGUUAUUAAAAAUGGCAACGUAAAAUUUUGUCCAUUAUUGGGAAGAGCUUCCAGUGAUGACCAUAUUUUUCAUUUAAAUACGGAUUGUAAAUUGAUUGAUUUUAAUAAAAGUGCUCAAGUUUCGUUAAUUGAUGCGUUUACUCGAACAGGUUUAAUCAAUGUGGUAAGAAGUCAUUUAUAUUAUGGCCUAGAUUGUCCUUUAAUUGGUGAUCAAAAAUAUACCCGUCCAAAUAAUCCAAAAAAUCAGGCUUUAAAUCCAAUAAAAACAGCAUUAAACAAAUCAGCAAUGGAAGCAUUAAAUUUAAGAAAAAAUGAUUUGAGGAAAUUGCCAAUGUUUAUGCAUUUGGGGGAAGUUCAUUUGCCCGAAAUAAUUGGAGGAAUGGAUGGAAAAAAUGAAGAAAAUUGUUUUGAAGAAGGAGGAAGAGGAGGAAAUAUUGGUUUGAAUAAAAAUAUUAAUUUUAAUGUUAUUAGAGCAGAAAUGCCAAAAUUUUUUGUUUAUGCAUUAAAAAAGCUUUCUCUUUUUAAAUAA